This is a messenger RNA of Trichoderma virens Gv29-8, 975 nucleotides long. RefSeq lists its product as uncharacterized. Bases 1 to 975 code for a protein of 324 amino acids. The record is from RefSeq and is a predicted model, not a curated record. NCBI's taxonomy places the organism in Eukaryota, Fungi, Ascomycota, Sordariomycetes, Hypocreales, Hypocreaceae. The transcript has 5 exons.
AUGACCGUGGAGAGAAGAGUUAGGUCCUCGGGCAUCUCAUCUUGGAUUGUUGUGACAUUUUCCCUCCUGGGAUCUGCGGUCGGCGAGUUCAUGUCUUUGAUCAAAAUCCAGGCGGUCCCCUGGCUGGAGAUACCUGCAACGGAGCUUUCCCUCGAGGAUCCUUGCUUGUCGUUGAAUUUUCCCAGGGUCUACCAAAUUUUCAAAAUUGACUUUGGGUUCCUCAAGCAAAUAGAGCUGCACCACGAGGUAGGCCAGGCUCUCAGGAUGCGCAAAAAGAAGAUGUCUGUGACUAUAGAAGGGGCUGCCACAACGGGCACUGCAAAGAGCGAUUCCGAGUUUAAAAAUACGACCCAAACUUUAAUCGAGAAGCUGAAGUCGUCGAACCGGGAAAUAGGAACUCUGAAAGUCAAGGUAACUACAUGCAACGGCAAUGCUAUAAACAUGUCCGACAUUUGUUUGGACUUGGUAGAAGCGGAUGCCGUGCGGCGCUUGAUCACGAAUUUGAAUCAGACUGGGAUCCUGGGCGAUGUAAUAAAGAAACACUCUGAGACUAGAUCCGUCGGCCAUGGCAUUGGUUGUUGUAGUAGCGUCAGUGUGGGUGGCAUUUGGACUCUCACUGGUUGGGGAUUGGGGGCUGUCGUUCUGAUCGGCAGUAUUACCGCGGCUUAUACGGGCAAGGUGGACUUCGACAGCUUUAGGGAAGCAUUGAACAGGGUCGUAGCAUUCCUAGUGUGUCAAUUCAUCGUCGCUGCGAGAGCCGGUCCUUAUAAGGACAUGUGGGACUACUACUUGAUGAUGUUUGGCCUGGAUUUUUGUGACUUCAAUAAGGAAGAUUACGGCAAGGCGCCUCUGGCCCAACGUGUUGAUCAUUUGAAGCGGACAUUUGAGGAAUUUACUGAAAAUAUAGACUGGAUAAAUGAACAUGAGGGUUUGGGUCUCGAAAGGGGCGGAGACUCGAAUGCGCAAACUGCAUAA